AUGGAUACCGGAGGUAAUUCCUUACCAUCUGGAGCAGAUGGAAAGAAGAGAAAAGUGUCCUACUACUACGAUCCAGAGGUUGGAAAUUAUUACUAUGGGCAAUUUCACCCAAUGAAGCCACACAGGAUGAGGAUUACUCAUACUCUCCUCGUGCAUUAUGGAUUACUCCAAAAUAUGACUGUUUUGAGGCCAAAUCCUGCUCGAGAGAGAGAUAUUUGCAGGUUUCAUGCAGAUGAUUAUGUCAAGUUCUUGAAAACGGUCACCCCAGAGACACAGCAGGAUUACAUGAUGCAAUUGAGGAGAUUUAAUGUUGGUGAUGACUGCCCUGUAUUUCAUGGUCUUUACUCCUUCUGUCAAACUUAUGCCGGAGGUUCUAUUGGUGGAGCGGUCAAGUUAAACCAUAAACAGUGCGACAUUGCAAUAAAUUGGGCUGGUGGAUUGCACCAUGCAAAGAAAUGUGAGGCUUCCGGUUUCUGCUAUGUGAAUGACAUUGUGCUUGCAAUUUUGGAACUCCUCAAAUAUCACGAGCGUGUUUUAUACGUGGAUAUUGAUAUUCAUCAUGGAGAUGGCGUUGAGGAAGCUUUUUAUAUUACCGAUAGGGUCAUGACUGUAUCAUUUCAUAAAUAUGGAGAAUACUUCCCUGGUACAGGAAACAUAGAGGAUAUUGGAUUUGAGAAUGGAAAAUAUUAUGCUGUUAAUGUUCCAUUAGAUGAUGGAAUUGAUGACGAAAGCUAUCAGUCCUUGUUUAAGCCUAUAAUGAGCAAGGUAAUGGAAGUUUUUAGGCCUGAAGCAGUGGUCUUACAAUGUGGAGCCGAUUCCCUAUCUGGAGAUAAAUUAGGUUGCUUCAAUCUCUCAGUUAAAGGUCAUGCAGAAUGUGUCAGAUUUAUGAGGUCUUUUGACGUGCCUCUUCUUCUGUUGGGUGGAGGUGGAUACACGAUACGCAAUGUUGCUUGUUGCUGGUGCUAUGAGACAGGAGUGGCACUUGGGACUGAGAUUGACAAUAUGCUGCCACCUAAUGAAUAUAUUGAGUAUUUCGGACCGGACUACACUCUUCAUGCUCCAACAUGUAACAUGGAAAAUAAGAAUUCUUGUGAAUCCUUGAAUAAAAUUAGAGAAAAGAUCCUUGAUAAUCUCUCGAAACUUCAGCAUGCACCAAGCGUACAGUUCCAAGAACGACCUCCUGACACUGAACUUCCUCAGGCGGAUGAAGAUGAAGAUGAUAAAAUGGAAGAAAAAGAUCCUGAUUCUGAUGUUUAUGUUGAGAGUGAAAGAGUGAGGAUGGAAUCUGUUGAACCUGAAGAGAACGAUAAGGACGAUAUGAAAGUUUAUGAGCACACUAGAGAGGUGGGCUCAUCAUCAGUUGAGAUGACGUGCUUGGAGGGUUCUAUUUCAGCUGCAGAAGUAAUAGAUGCACCACAUGAUAAAGUUGAGCAGCCAAAUUCACAGAACCCGCAUGAUCAGCAUGAUGAAAUGGAACUAGAUUAA
Messenger RNA from Fraxinus pennsylvanica, 1485 nucleotides. NCBI's taxonomy places the organism in Eukaryota, Viridiplantae, Streptophyta, Magnoliopsida, Lamiales, Oleaceae. The record is from the annotation of a GenBank genome assembly.